Molecule: messenger RNA, 7429 nt
Organism: Drosophila arizonae
Lineage: Eukaryota; Metazoa; Arthropoda; Insecta; Diptera; Drosophilidae
Source: RefSeq, a predicted model, not a curated record
UCAUUUGAUGAGCCGUACUUUAUGAAACCAACACCAAUUUUACGAGGGACAGGUUCAGAAGAUUUGACUACUGUAUUGUUGGUUAACAAGAACGGAGUGGGACGUUUAGGUGAUAGUUAUGGCCGAUUUCUUUCCGUACGACCUGAAAUUGGCCUCUUAACCUCAACAGCCCGAACAUUCAUUCAAGAGGGUGUCACAACUGAAUAUGCCACCCAGGUCGUGGGAACUACCUUAAAUAAUGGGCGACUAUAUGCCCAGUAUCUGAAGAAAAGUUCGAGAGUAUUGUUUGAAAAAAGCCCCAAUAGCAUGUUACCAUCGGUCGUCACCAGUUGGGUGGGCGAUAGUGUUCAGUCUUCGCAAACACGAUCCUAUCUGCAAAGUCACAACGAUUUACUGAAUGCUGACUCUCCAGAUUGGCAGGAAAUUGAUGAUAGACUAGUUCUGGAAGCUGUUGGGGUCCCUUUAAAUGGCAAUGAUCAUGAAUUUAUUGGUAACACGGAUUUUAUUAUGUUAAAGUCGGACAGUCAGUUGGUUUCAAAACCUGUUGCGUCAAACUCGAUCAUUAAAAAUAUAACAGAUAAUUCGGAUGUAAAGUUUGCUACUCGUUCUAGGCAUAUGGAGGACAAUGUCAGCAACAUUGCUGCUGAUAAAGUGUUGUCGAUUGGUGAUUUACCAACGUUUACGGUUAAAAAUAAUUUUGAGCCUAGUGGAUAUCAAAUAAACGAAGGUCAAGAUACACAGAUAAUUGCCGAUUUAAAUGCUAACCCGAGUGAAGAGGGACGCUCCGCGAAGAUUUAUCAUAAUUUAGGGCAAAAUGUGAAAGGGGAUAAAACGUAUCAUCAACCCAUUAAUAUACCAAAGAGACAAUUAUCUACUGUCACAUAUUAUGGCUUUGCUGAUUUCACAACUCUUGUGGGCGACAGCUUGAUUGUUUUCCUGCCAAGAAGUCCGCAGUCUAGUCCGUCUCUUGGCCAUGUAACAUCAAUAAAAGGCAUGGCUACGCUUAGAACCAGUGAUGUUAAUUUAGUUUUGACGACCAUGACAACUUUCAUUCAUUCCUCAAAAACAGCUGAAGUGGCCGUAAGUCCUACGACAAUAGAAAUAAAUGCUUCGGCUAGUUUCAGUGAUGCUACAGAGCCACCAAGAAGCGAUAUGGUCGAGAUUUCAAUACCAAAAACAUCCGAGUUAAUGUCAGAAGUUAGUAAGCUUCCAACACCCACUCUUGAUUCUAUAACAGUUCAAAAAGUUAUAUCGGAUGAUAUUGGCACAAUUGAAUCUAAGCCCAUGUUUUCACUGCCUACUGAUCAAGAAAUUUUGCAAAUAUAUUCGUCGUUAGCCAAAGCGCAAUACCAGCCAGCCCAUUUAUCACUUUCUUCCUCCGAAGUCAUUAGAGAAAGUGGUGUUUCUAGAGACCAAAUAGGUGAAUCAAAUCAGGUACAUGAAGGAGCCACAACCAUAUUCAUUGAUGAUGAUCCAUUUGCAAGCUUUGUCGAGCCUACUUCUGUGAAAAGUAAUCAUCUUUCAAUAACACCACCAAGACCAAUAGCAACAAUCUCAACUGAACAGGAUGAAACUACAACAGAGGUCACUUCGACGGGGGAUUCAGACACUACAAGUUUAGAGGAUGAAGAAAAGUCAUACACUCUCUAUUCUCAAAUAUCUGAAGAUGUAACCAAAACUCCACCUAUGAUUAAGGAAAUCAGUAGCCCGAACGAGGCUGCCGAAGGAAACUGUGCACACAUAACGUCACAAGUAUUUUUCACUCAAUUGCCAAACACAGAUAUGAUUUUGAGUACAAAAAAUCAUGAAAACGACAAAAAAGAACUCGUUCCAUUUGAUAUGCAGGAGACAACUAAAUUCUAUUGCCUCGAGCCAACGCAAAUAAUUGAAUCACCUCAAUUAGAAAAGCCAACAACAGUUUUGCAAGAGUCUGUUCAGUCUAGUAAGUCGUUCAUCAGCGACGCUGUAGGCACAAAAGAUGCAUUGGCGGAGAGUCAAACAGAGGCCACAGCUCCAACAGUCAGGGAAGAAAGCUCAAUAGACGCAGAGACAGCGACGGAUGUGCUAAUAGUUGCUGUUGAUAACGUUGCAGAAUCUGUAAAUGUAAAUGAUAACGAAAAUGAUGAUUAUGAAGGUGAUAAUGUUUCAGAUGAAAUUGAUCUUAUAUACAAAACACUGUACACAACCUAUACCUAUUUGACGACAUUUUUUCAAGGCCAGUCCACAACUGUAUCUAGCCAUACAGAGAUUAUUACAAAUAUUGUUACCUCGACUUUGGGUAAUGACGAAAACCCUGUAACCAUAAACGAUAUACAGAGCUUUUCUACAGAAACUCAAACUAUAGAUGUGAGGAUCACAUCAUCGCCAAACAUACAGGCUACACAAACCCGUUAUAUGAUUCCCGAUGAACUUGAAAGCCUAUUGCACUUUACGGCUAACGAUGAACACUCAAAAACGAAAAAAUUUGAUGAGCAAAACACAUAUUUGGAUGAUACAAAAUAUACAAAAACAUUCUAUACAACUUAUACUUACUACACAACGAUUUUCGCUGAUACUGAAACAGAUAUAAUGUCUAGAACCGAAGUGUUCACCAAUUAUGUCACUGAAUUGGGAGGGACUACCGAAACAAUUGUUGAUGAUAUAGUGCCAUCUACAACACCUUCAGCUUUCUAUCAUGGUAUAACCCUAUCCGUGUCUGAGUUCCAGUCGGAUAUUCCUAAGGUUGAAGAUAGAAAAGGUACUGAAAUAUCGCAAAAUAAAGAAGAGCAUUUUACAUUGGUUACUGACAUACGAUCAAGCAGUUCUAAUGGCGAACAACAAGUUGUUGGAAAAAACCAUGACGAUGAUCAAGUUAGUUCUGAGAGCAAUACGGAAGAAAUCAUACCAUCAGCCACAUUUCUGCUACAGACAAGUUUUACUACAUUCACAUUCUACACAACGAUGUAUGUUUCGGAUAGCACGAAUGUUGUGAGUCGACUCGAAACUGUAACCAAUAUUGCCACGGAAACGCUACAGCCAACAAAGGUUCUUGUCAGCGAUGAGGCUACUCUUCCUAUAACUUUCUUCACCACAUUUACUUAUUGGACUAAAUUAGCUAAGGACGGAGAGAUCACCACAAUUAGCAGAGAGGAAACCAUAUCAAACGUGAUAGAGCCGACAAGUCGUUUAGCAUUGGACGUUGAGUUGGGCUCGAGUUCAACUUCUAUUUCCGACUUGCCAUCCAUAUCAAACGAAGGCGGCCAAAAAAAUAAUAAUUUUAGUAAUAACAAUUUAAAGAAUAUUCCACUUAAUCCCAAACUUGAUGACAAAAACUUUAUAAAUUUAGGCACAAGUGAAGUAUCAGAGCUGACAACCUUUUAUACCACGUAUACAUAUUAUACAACAUCAUAUGACGCUAAUAAAACUGUUACAGAUUCCCGUUUCGAGACCGUUACAAAUGUGAUAACACCCCUAAUCAGUGCGAUUUCAAAAACUUCAACAACGAGUAUAGAGCCGACAAUGAUAAUAACACAGCCUCAGCCAAUAUAUAUUUCAGAAAAUAAUUACGAGAAUAAAAACAAAGAUAUCAUAUUCUAUGACUAUAAGCAUAUAAUUGAUGCGGAUGGAAUCAGCACUUUGUAUUUUACAACGCAAGUUCAAUCAACCGUUGACAAUGAAGGUAUUCCCAUAGAGAUCACCAGCAGUACAUCGAGCUUGUAUAUCGAUGAAGUAAAGAAAUCCAAUUCGCCUGCAACUGAACAAACAUUAGAAUCAGGAUCAUCCCGACUAUACAAAACUGGCUUGGCUAGACUAAUAGAGGGUACACGAAUUGGGAAUAGUACAACAACUUUGUAUCAAUCAAAAGUGAUUGGUACGAUUAUAAAUAAUCGAUAUGCACAAAUUAUUGAGAGUACCUCAAGCUUUAUUUUUGAAAAACGAAUACCUACAGCUACAAUACAAGCGACUUCAACAUCUGACGAGAUUACCACCACUCAAAUGGUAAGUCUUCAGUCCUUGCUUACAGAAGUUGAGGGUAGCAUUAAUACCGAUUCUAUCGAGCAAUCAACAUCUACUGAUAAUAUUGACGAUAAUACUGCUAGCUUAUCUCAGCAAGCAAAGAAACGAACAUUUGCGCCUGUGAUAAGACCAUUUGCUUCUCGGAACAGGCCAACAUUUGCGCCAAAGCAAAAAACUUUAAGUCCAAGCAGUGCCACUAUUAUCACCAGAUCUGACAUAACACCAACAAUAACAGCAACUCCGGCCCUUAAAUCUGUAAGCAGAUUUAGUUCAUCGCGUAGGGGGCCUAUUUCGAAUGCGCCAAUAAAUACUCUGGACGGCGGCUCAACAUCUUCUUCUAGACGUCUGUUUGGUCGCCCAAUAAAGUCGUCUACCAACACCGCGGUUGGUGCGGGCACUAGUCAAUCAGGCUCUAAUUUUAGUUUAGCAAGCACCGUAUUUGCUCCAUCUAGAAAUCGUUUUGUGUCCUCUUCACGUGCUUCUCUCGUAUCCAGUUCACGGCGACUAAGCAUUAGUUCUUCACUCCGUCCAUCCAGCAGCAUUAAUUUUCGAGCUUCUGCACUGAAUGUUGGCACCUCCAGACAAAGAAUUAGACCAGCCUCAGUAAUUGGGCAGGCAUAUAGUGCGACCACAUCAACGCUUAACCAACAUAAUUCAGAUAAUGUCGAUGGCGAUGAAGAGACUUCCACUGAAGAGUCGACUCAAGGCAAUGCUGAUGAAGAGAAAAAUAAUCAAGUUUCUAGACGUAAUCAGAAUUCCUUAUUGCGUUUCCGUCGACCACUCGGACGGCCGAGUGGAUUUACUCCUGUUCCACGGGCUAAUCUAGCUACCAUUUCACCGAGAAGAAAUCCAUUAACUGGACGGGUCAAAACAUCUACAACAACGACAAAAACAACAACAACGACAACAGCAAGGACACGACCACGAAGUUUUCAGCGACCCACAAUUUCAAGUCUUCAAGCGCGAGCUAGACCCCAAAACAAUCUUUUCCCUCCAAGAGGAUUAUUCCAACAACAAAAAGAUCAAGCUCAAGCAGACAAAGAUGCCAGCCAGAAUAUAAAUGAUACGGAAAGUGAUUCUGAUUACGAUGAUGAUGAUGAAGGCGAAGAUGAUGAUGCUGAUGGCGAGGUACAAAAUGAGGCUAGACGUCGCCGGAGUUCAAAUAAAACCGCAGCAACAGUCAGCAGUAUUUCAAAACUUUCACGUAGACGUCGUGAAGCUGAUACCUUAAAUAGGAACAAAUUUCGAUUUCGUCGACCAAAAACUGUCACAACCGAAGAGCCAAUUCUUUUAAAUAGCGAUGAGCGGACACUAUCCACAACUCACCCACAUUCAGUACGUCCGAAAAUGAAUUCACGUUUCGGCUCAAGAUACAUGGGGACGCAUAAGCCAUAUACAAGUACCACCGCUCCUGCCAUCGCAAGCCAUAGGUCGAUUCGUCCAAGCAGGCCCACAUCGCCGCGUACUCAAUUUACAUUGAGAGAGCAAGAUGCUCCUACAAAGAGCAGACAGAGUGGCACAUCUUCAAACUUUCGUCGCCAACAGUCGAGUGCACGGCACACCACGACUAUUUCCAGUUCAACUAGUGCAUCGCGCCGUCUGAAGAGCUACAGCAAGCAUAAUAAUAAUAUGGAAAAUUCUGGUAACCGUGCCACAAACACAGCACGUACGCGUAAAGGCAAUACAAAUGUGUCAGCAAGAAGCCGCACUACGAUGCGUGGAAGAAGUCGCAUUGAAUACAACUCGGACUCGCAAUCCACAGAGUUGGGCAGCGUUACUAUCACGGUUACGCAUUUGAUACCAGCGGAAGUAACGGUGCCUGUUGUUAAUGGACUGGUGACUGAAUACAAAAAUAUUGUGACUGCGAAGACAAGUCUUGAGGUACUAGGACCACAUCAAUACACCCAAAUUUUGGGAAGCAAUGGGCAACUAUCAUUGUACCUAACUCGUGAAGAAUCCGCCAUUAAUUCUGCUGGUGCCACUGAGCUAACACGGUAUUUGCUGCGCGACUCAUUGACAUCGACUGUUACAUUUACUCCGACAACGAUUCGUGGGCGCAGAACAUCCUUCUCGCACGUUCUACCCUCGACAGUGUAUUCUGUAGAGAACCUGGUCUCGACUGUGCAGCCGCAGAUAGCAUCCAAUGCACCAUUGGCCAACAUUUUGCUAUCUCAACUGUUAUUAGGCAACAUCAAUUUGCCAAGCAAUCCACUUUUAGGGGCGAUCGGUCAGCCCCAAUUAUUGAGCCCAAUUAGUGUUGUUGAGCCGUCAGCACCGGUUACGGAAUAUCGUACACAUACUUCGACUUAUGUGACAACUAUAUACGAUGGCAAAUCUACAAUUUUGCCAAUCACUUUUCAGGGAAAGAAGAUCUUAACAACUGUUUUUGAUACGACUGCUCAGACCAUAACCGCAACUGAAUAUAACGUAGAUACAAUUGUUAAUACGCCCAGUCAUCAGGUGGUACAGGCAUCAAGUCAGGUGGCCCAAGUAAAUAAUCUGCUGUUGCAGCAAUUGCUGCUGCAGCAACAACAACAACAGCAACAGCAGGCUCAGAUGUCUCAGGUAAUGCAAACGGCAUCGUCCCAAAUAUUAUUGAGUGACAACUUGCAGGACCUGGAAGAUGGGGUGCGAUUUGAUGGUGGUUCCAUUAGCGCACGCAAUAAUAUUGAUGAUAUCAUAGCCAUCGAUGAUCAGCAUAUCCACACCAGUAAGAACCGCAAAAAGUCAAGGAAAUCGAACAAAGGUCAAAAGCGGAACAAACAGCAACAAUCGAAGUCUGAGGAAGAGAGCAGCGUAGUUACGUUAUAUGUCUCUGGACGAAGACCAGGAGAAUUUAGCACCGUUUUAUCUACUGUGUACAGUAGUUAUGAUCACUUAGCGCCAUCAAGUUUGCACAAAAGACACAUUAAUGACCAAGAAGAGACGAUUUCUUUACAUAAUCCCGAUGAUAUAUAUGCAUUUGGAGAGAGCGAACAAGUCCUAUCAUAUGUUUCACCUUAUCAACUGGGUGAAAACUCAGUCAACUCCGAUUCCGAUGAGUAUGGCUGUGGUACGGGUAAUGGUUGUGCUUGGAGAGAUCGUACAGCUACAUUAGAAAGCAUAAUUGGGGAUGUCGAGCUGUGGUAUGCCACAGCAACAAAGCAAAACGUUCAGCCAAUACCUUCGAAUACCAAGGAGGCUUUCAAAAACAGCAAUUAUUCAAAUUCAGUAAAUUUUUUAGUCUAAAUGACCCCACUGACUUGUCCCCACUUCAGAUGCAGGUCUGCAAUACCCAUUUGUAUAUUCAUCGUAGACAGUGUCUUCACAGCACUAAGCGCAUAUACAAGCGUAAAAUAAUGGGUUAUCAGAAACACUAGUGCUUAAGGUAAUUUUGCGAUGUAAGCCUCUUAAUUCUAUAUGCCCAUCACUAGUCAAGAAUCUUAAUAACAAA